Sarcophilus harrisii (Tasmanian devil) is the source of this 2341-nucleotide messenger RNA. It is a transcript of the gene EDAR, whose product is annotated as ectodysplasin A receptor. Gene Ontology annotation, molecular function: signaling receptor activity. NCBI's taxonomy places the organism in Eukaryota, Metazoa, Chordata, Mammalia, Dasyuromorphia, Dasyuridae. The record is from RefSeq and is a predicted model, not a curated record. The transcript has 12 exons. Gene Ontology annotation, cellular component: plasma membrane. Gene Ontology annotation, biological process: positive regulation of JNK cascade; positive regulation of canonical NF-kappaB signal transduction. Bases 97 to 1446 code for a protein of 449 amino acids.
GCGGGACCUUUGCUGGCGCUCUCCUUCCAGUCCGACCCAUCUGCGGAACGCUUGCUUGGGACCGGCCGUCAGUGCCAGGUGAAUAUCUCAGAAAAUAUGGCUCAUGUGAGGGACUAUAAAUGGACCCAUUUCCUUCCCUUUCUGGUGGUGUCUCUGAUGUACCCAGCCAGUGCCGAGUAUUCAAACUGUGGAGAGAAUGAAUAUUACAAUCAGACUACAGGGAUGUGCCAUGACUGCCCCCAGUGUGAGCCUGGAGAAGAACCAUAUAUGACCUGUGGCUAUGGUACCAAAGAUGACGACUAUGGCUGUGUUCCCUGCCCCUCGGAAAAGUUCUCCAAAGGAGGCUACCAGAUAUGUAGGCGUCACAGGGACUGUGAAGGCUUCUUUCGAGCUACUGUUUUAACUCCGGGUGACAUGGAGAAUGAUGCAGAAUGUGGGCCGUGUCUCCCUGGUUACUACAUGCUGGAAAACAGACCAAGGAAUAUCUAUGGAAUGGUUUGCUACUCCUGCUUAUUGGCACCCCCUAACACCAAAGAAUGUGUGGGAGCCACCUCUGGAGUUUCCGCCAGUCUCCCAGGUACCUCUGGCACUAGCACCAGUUCUCCUUUCCAGCAUGCCCAUAAAGCAGAUCUUUCAGGACAAGGGCAUCUGGCCACUGCCUUGAUCAUCGCCAUGUCCACCAUCUUCAUCAUGGCUAUUGCCAUCGUCCUCAUCAUCAUGUUUUACAUCAUGAAGACCAAGCCUUCUGCUCCAGCCUGCUGCACCAGCCACUCUGUGAAAACGGUGGAAGCUCAAGUCAGCAAGCAAGAAGAGAAAAAAGAAGUGCAAGAGAAUGUCGUGAUUUUUGCUGAGAAGGAUGAGUUCGAGAAGCUGACGGCAACGCCAGCAAAGGCUGCCAAGAGCGAGAACGACGCCUCCUCUGAGAACGAACAGCUCCUAAGCCGCAGCAUGGACAGUGAUGAAGAAGCUGCCGUUGACAAGCAGGGGUCUCCAGAACUGUGCUUGUUAUCAUUAGUCCAUUUGACAAGGGAUAAAUCUUCCACAAACAACAAAUCAACCGGGAUUCAGAGUCGAAGAAAGAAGAUCCUUGAUGUGUAUGCUAAUGUGUGUGGGGUGGCAGAAGGUCUGAGCCCCACAGAAUUACCCUUUGACUGCCUGGAGAAGACCAGCAGGAUGCUCAGCUCCACCUAUAACACGGAGAAGGCCAUCGUGAAAACCUGGCGCCACCUGGCCGAGAGCUUCGGAUUGAAGAGGGAUGAGAUAGGGGGGAUGACGGAUGGCAUGCAGCUCUUUGACCGCAUCAGCACGGCCGGCUACAGCAUCCCAGAGCUGCUCACGAAACUCGUGCAGAUCGAGCGGCUGGAUGCCGUGGAGUCCCUGUGCGCCGACAUCCUGGAGUGGGCCCAGGUCAUGCCCCCCGCCCCGCAGCCGCCCGUCACCACCUGAUGAGCCUCCGGGGGACCUGCCUCCCUUUCUCCUGGGAUGUGAUUGAGCUGAGAAACCCAGAACCAGCUACGGGCCUGCUCCCAGGCUUCUAAAAACUACGGCUUUUCUCCCAGGUCAUACCUGAGGAGUCAAAGGCAAAGCUGGCGAUGCCGGCUGAAGAAACCCAGGCCAAACACCGUACCUCAUGAAGAUGAAUGGACAGACAGUCAUCCAACAACCAUUUUCAUUUAGCACCUACUCUGUUUUGUAUAGCACUGCGCUGGGCACUAGGGAAAGAUGCCAAGGGGUAUAAAACAGUUGUGGCUCUCACGGAGCUUACGGUCUCGUUGGAGAGGUGAAAUACGUGCACUAGCGGCACACCGUGUGCUGCUGGAGCGAGAGGAGAAAGAGCACUUCUGAGGGGGGAAAUCAAGGAAGGCUGCACAGCAGAGGGGCUAUUUAUGGGAACUUUUGCCAGAGGGUCAUCAUGAACAUACUCUCAUCUUUCCAUUUCCUAGUGUCAGUUCAGAAUGGUCUGUUAGUUAUUCUAUCUGGCUUUGCAGGGAAACAAUUUAAUUACACUCAAGUUUGUGCCUCUCUCCCAUCAAAAAUUUAACAGUUCUCUCUGUGACUUAACAGUGUAAACCAGAUACACAAAGCCAGUCUCAGCAGAUGUAAGUGGUCACUAGUUUCAUUGCUUCUCUGUAUCACCGGUCUGUUGACUUUCAGAGCAUCUCAUUGCAUAUUAAUUGUAAGUAUAUUCAUUAGUAGCCCAAAUUAAGAGACAUCAGUUGUGACCUAGUUUAUGUCCCCUCAGUCGUAGAUAUGAAAACUGAAGGCCAGAGAGGCUAAGUCAGGGGUCCUCAAACUACAGCCGCAGGCCAGAUGCAGCAACUGAGGAUGAUUAUCCCCCUCA